AUGGCGUCCGAGGCCAAUACCAGCCCAGGAAAUGCCCUGUAUCCCGACGUGCCACCAAUGCGACCGCCGCACAUGGAGUUUGUAUACCGCCUGGUCGCCGAAAUGCACCCGACCAACCACUACGAGAUUGAGAACCUCCAGGGCACCGGCGUCACGCGCUCCGUCGGCCACAUUGCUCGCGGCACCGUGCGCGGUCCAAAGAUCAACGGCAUCGUGGUGGAGAAUAGCGGCGCCGAUUGGGCUCAGCGCAUUCAUUCCAAAAAGAUUUUCUACAAGCUGUUUGCUCGAUACACGCUACUCACCGACGAUGGGCAUCAUAUUCUGGUCGAUGCGCAGGGCGUUUUCCGGCCGGGCCCCGGCGUGGACUUUGAUUACGACGCAGGCACCAAGACAAGAUUCCUACAGGAUGACGUGGAAUACUUUACGCACAUUACCUUUGAGGCGGCCGGCGACUCACCGUACAAUUGGAUGAACGGGAUAGUCGCCGUGGGGGUGCUAGAGUCUGUCGACGAUGCCGCCAUUAUUGACUGUUGGCGACUGACAAACUUUCCCGGGAAGGAGGUCGAGGACGUUUAUGUUGGCCGGUAA
Molecule: messenger RNA, 588 nt
Organism: Pestalotiopsis fici W106-1
Lineage: Eukaryota; Fungi; Ascomycota; Sordariomycetes; Amphisphaeriales; Sporocadaceae
Exons: 2
Coding region: 1-588 (195 amino acids)
Source: RefSeq, a predicted model, not a curated record